AUGACUGGGAAAGGCAUGAGAGAUUAUACAAAGGAUAAAGAACAAUUAAAGACAUUCUUUAAUGAAUACGUUAAGAUGGAUGAUAAGACUGGUCAGAAGUUUUUUAAGUAUAGAACACAACUAACCAAGAUUGCGCACAGAGAGCAAGUAGCUUUCAACAUUGAUCUGGACGAUGUUGAGGAUUUCGAUGAUGAUUUAGCACGUGCAAUUUCUCAUAACACGAGACGAUACAUCAAUCUUGUUGCUGAGUUGGUCCAGGAGAUCUUGCCUGAUUUUAAAGAGCAUCCUGUAGCAGCUAAGGAUGCUUUAGAUAUUUAUAUCGAGCAUCGAUUGAUGAUGGAAUCGCGUAACAGACAUCCUGGAGAUCAACAGGAUCCUAGAAGAAAAUAUGCUCCUGAGUUAAUGAGACGUUUCGAAGUAUAUUUUCAUAAUUUUGAUGCAUCCAAGCCACUCUCCGUACGCGACAUAAAAGCAGAACAGAUUGGUAAACUAGUGACCGUCCGUGGAAUAGUCACUAGGUGUACUGAAGUUAAACCCAUGAUGGUAGUAGCCACAUACAGUUGUGAUCAAUGUGGUGCAGAGACAUAUCAACCAGUCCAAUCAAUGAGCUUCCUGCCACUACAAAUGUGUCCUGGUGAUGAUUGUCGCGUGAAUAAAUCUGGUGGUCGAUUAUAUAUGCAAACAAAAGGCUCAAAAUUUGUAAAGUUCCAGGAAAUUAAGUUGCAAGAACACAGCGAUCAAGUGCCUGUCGGUCAUAUUCCCAGAUCCCUGACCAUUUUUUGCCGUGGUGAAGUAACUCGUCAGUGCCUUCCUGGUGAUCAUGUUAAUGUUACUGGGAUAUUCCUACCUUUGACUAGAUCAGGAUUCAGACAAAUGAUGGCCGGUCUGCUAAGUGAAACAUACCUGGACGCGCAUAGAAUCGUCUGCCUGAACAACACUCAAACGGAGGAUGAAGCGUCUGGUGAAUUGACUGACGAGGAAAUGGCGCAGUUAUCCGAGGACGACUUCUAUACGAAAUUGGCUUGUUCAUUGGCUCCUGAAAUCUAUGGAUUAGAAGAUGUGAAAAAGGCCUUACUGUUACUCCUGGUGGGUGGUACAAACCGAAAAACGACCGACAUAAAAAUCAGGGGAAACAUUAAUAUCUGCCUAAUGGGUGAUCCUGGAGUAGCAAAAUCCCAGUUACUCUCAUUCAUAACGAGAUUAGCACCAAGAUCCCAGUAUACCACAGGACGUGGUUCCUCGGGAGUAGGUUUAACUGCAGCAGUCCUGAAAGAUCCAUUAACCGGUGAAAUGGUUCUCGAAGGAGGUGCUUUGGUCCUAGCCGAUCGAGGUGUCUGCUGUAUUGACGAAUUCGACAAGAUGGCAGAUUCAGACAGAACCGCCAUUCACGAGGUCAUGGAACAGCAGACUAUCUCCAUAGCCAAGGCUGGUAUAAUGACAACCCUGAAUGCAAGAGUCUCUAUCUUAGCUGCUGCAAAUCCCGCCUAUGGCCGAUACAAUCCAAAAAGAUCCGUCGAGCAGAAUAUCCAGCUUCCCGCUGCUUUACUUUCCCGCUUUGAUCUACUCUGGCUGAUUCAGGACAGGGCCGACCGGGAUAACGAUCUCAGAUUGGCGCAACACAUAACUUAUGUGCAUCGGCAUUGCGCACAGCCGCCUACAGAAACUAAAGCGCUAGAUAUGAAUCUUAUGAGGAAGUACAUAUCACUGUGCAAAAAAAAGGAGCCUGUGAUUACUGAAGAUCUGACAGAUAUGAUAGUCUCUGCAUACGUGGACAUGCGAAAAGAAGCUCGUAAUGGCUUUGACAGGACCUUCACCUCGCCCAGGAACCUCCUAGCAGUGAUACGCCUGUCUACUGCCCUGGCACGACUGCGUUUAUCAAACGUGACAGAGAAGGAUGACGUGAUCGAAGCUAUCCGUUUAAUCGAAAUGUCGAAAUCAUCGAUCAAUCAUUCAGAAGCACAAAUUACUCGCACACAGACACCAUCAGACCAGAUAUUCGCACUGAUCAGAGACCUCGCAGGGGAUCAUAAGACUGUCAAAGUCUCUGCCAUAUUAGAACGUUGCACUAGCAAAGGUUUUAAACCUGAUCAGGUCGACCAGUGUAUAGAAGAGUACGAGGAGCUGAACGUCUGGCAAGUGAAUCAGGCCAGGACGCAAAUCACCUUCAUCUAAUAGUGUUGUAUAAUUUAGACAAAGGGAAUCACUUUGUAUAAGAGCAAUGUCAAUAAAAUUUUUCUACUUGUAUAACAAUA
Molecule: messenger RNA, 2252 nt
Organism: Cephus cinctus (wheat stem sawfly)
Lineage: Eukaryota; Metazoa; Arthropoda; Insecta; Hymenoptera; Cephidae
Gene: Mcm7
Product: DNA replication licensing factor Mcm7
Exons: 10
Coding region: 1-2172 (723 amino acids)
Biological process (GO): double-strand break repair via break-induced replication; DNA strand elongation involved in DNA replication; DNA replication
Cellular component (GO): MCM complex; nucleus
Molecular function (GO): ATP binding; ATP hydrolysis activity; single-stranded DNA helicase activity
Source: RefSeq, a predicted model, not a curated record